GGCAUAAUACUAGACAAGGCUAUAGUAGAUAUUACUAUAUAUAAGUUUACUUCCGGCCUACGAUAUAUAGCUGUUUUAAGAGUAAAGACAGUCAAAACCCUUAUAUUUAAGAAGCUAUUCGAUUUCUCGCUCUUUACUACCUCUCUUAGAAGUAUAGGUAUCGUACGUAAAGCAGAUAUUAACCGCCGA
This is a messenger RNA of Sphaerulina musiva SO2202, 189 nucleotides long. RefSeq lists its product as uncharacterized. The transcript has a single exon. NCBI's taxonomy places the organism in Eukaryota, Fungi, Ascomycota, Dothideomycetes, Mycosphaerellales, Mycosphaerellaceae. The record is from RefSeq and is a predicted model, not a curated record. The annotation marks the transcript as partial.